This is a messenger RNA of Gambusia affinis (western mosquitofish), 1217 nucleotides long. Its product is annotated as annexin A3-like. Gene Ontology annotation, molecular function: calcium-dependent phospholipid binding; calcium ion binding. The coding region runs from base 319 to 909 and encodes 196 amino acids. The record is from RefSeq and is a predicted model, not a curated record. Gene Ontology annotation, cellular component: cytoplasm. The transcript is spliced from 10 exons. Lineage: Eukaryota; Metazoa; Chordata; Actinopteri; Cyprinodontiformes; Poeciliidae.
GGCGGUGGUGUUUUUUUUUUUUUUUUUUAAAUCAUCACAGGUACAACAGAAAAGACCUUGAUUGAUGUGCUGACCCAAAGAAGCAAUGCCCAGCGUCAGCUUAUUGACACAGCUUAUCAGAAAGCCACUGGAAGGACAUUAGUGGCUGAUCUAAAGGGCGACACCCACGGAGACUUCGAGGACUUGCUGGUUGCUUUGGUAACGCCUCCUGCUGUCUAUGACUGUCAUGAAGUUAUAAAAGCUAUAAAGGGUUCAGGGACCACUGAGAGCACUCUGACAGAAAUCUUUGCUUCCAGAUCCAACAGGCAGAUUAAAGCCAUGGCUGAUGUAUACCUCAAAGAAACCGGAAGAUCGAUGAGAGAUGAUCUAAAGUCAGAGGUAUCUGGGGAUUAUGGCAAAGCGCUGCUCAUCUUGGCUGAGGGAAAAAAAGAUGAGAGCACCAAUGUGGACACAGCUAAAGCUAAAGCAGACGCUAAGGUUCUGUAUGAGGCGGGAGAAAAGAAGUGGGGAACUGAUGAGGCCAAGUUUAUCGACAUCCUGUGCCAGAGGAGUGUUCCUCAGCUUCGACAAAUUCUGACUGAGUAUAAGAAUGUUAGCAAGAAGACUCUGCAGCAAAGCAUUGAGAGUGAAAUGUCUGGAAAUCUGGAGGAACUCCUGGUUGCUGUUGUGAAGUGUGCCAACAAUGCCCCUGCAUACUUCGCCGAGAGGCUUUUCAAGGCCAUGAAGGGAGCAGGAACCACAGAGUCCACGCUGACGAGGAUCCUGGUCAGUCGGUCUGAGAUCGAUUUAAUGGAUAUUAAAGAAGAAUACAAGAAGCUGUUUGGAUAUACCCUCUACAGCCGGUUAGAGUCUGAAGUGUCCGGUCAUUAUGGAGAAACUCUCAAGAAGCUGUGUGGCCAAGAUGGCUGACUUCUCCCAUGUCCUCAAAUACAACCUGGAGGAGGAGGGAUGAUCAAUAACCACCUGAAGGCCUAAUAACUGAUCAGUUUGACUGAUCGUAACCCAAAUGAAUGGAAAUAAUCCAGUAAUGUUCUCAAAUAUGGUAUUCUGAGUUUUAUAUACCUAAAUGUAGGUGCCACUUUGUUGAUAAUGUACUGUUACUGUAACAUUUUGAUAUGAGUGCCUUCUUUCCUCAUCAGAAAAAACACUCCAUUUCUUUGUUUAAUAAUCCAAUAAAGUUUUAGGCUGAGGAAAAAUAAAACAAAUUCACAAGUCAA